Messenger RNA from Closterium sp. Yama58-4, 6105 nucleotides. The record is from the annotation of a GenBank genome assembly. Lineage: Eukaryota; Viridiplantae; Streptophyta; Zygnematophyceae; Desmidiales; Closteriaceae.
AUGGAAGGCGGGUCUGAAAAUCCAGAAGGCUCGGGAGAGCAGGACCCCUAUUUUCAAAGCCUAGACUCGUUCUCUAAAGCGGCUGAUUUCCCGGAAAUAAUACCCGGCGGUCUUUCUGGCGGUCUUCCUGGAGGUACCCAGGUUACCGAGUUACCAACAGAUGACGUGUUCGGCACUCCCACUCUUCCUGACGACGUGCUAGGAGGUGGCGCCACGUGGAACAAUCCUAUAGUUACAGCCAAUGGCGACACUGGAUAUAAUAUCUCUGACGUGGCAAAUGACGGCGCCGAAGUUAAUGUUUCUACUGUAGCUGGUGACGGCAAAGCCGCUACCGCUCCUAAUCGUUCUGACCAAGGCAAUCCCUGGGACAUAACCGAUGGUGACGCUGGUGCUGAUGCUGCUGACGCUGAUGCUGAUGCUGCUGACGCUGACGUGACUGACAAGACUGACGCUUCCGUUCCUGGAUUCACUCCUGCUGAUCUCCACAUGACAGCUGAAUCGCCGAUUAACACUGUACAAGCUUCUGACCAGCACGUUUUACAUGAUGAUGCCAUAACGGGGAUGGCAGCAGCUGCUGAGAACGAACUCCCUGUAGCCGGACUGUUUAAUGACGUUGAAGUAAAAGAGGAGGAGCAGAGCCGCGAGGAAGGGGAAGGAGACGGAGACGGGCAAGUGGCCGCGACGAUGGAGGAGGAGAAUAUCGGAGCGACGAACGCCGCUAGUGCUGGCGGGACGAUGCAAACUGGGAAAGACGCUGGCGACGCAUCAGAGCGGGCCAACGGAACGGCACGAGAAGAAGCACAAUCGGUUCCCGGUACGGUUCGGGAAGAGGCGGAUCCGGAGGCGGUGGCGGAGGGCAGAGGGAAAAGGGCAGGAACUUCCCCGGGCAAGGCGCAAGGGCAGGGAGACGGCGACGGGAGGGUGGGCGCAGAAGCGGGGACAUCGGUCAAAGACGAAGAGAUCGGCGGAGAGGUGCGGCAGGAAACGGCAGCAGAAGCAGAAACCGAGGCAGAUCAAGCUUCCCGAAAGGAUCAGGGCUCCGCACAGGCAGAUGGGGGGACCGUCGGCAAUGGAGAUGCUGCCGCCGCUUGUGAUGGUAAAGGUGGCGGCGGUGAUGCUGCUGAUCAAAACGGCAACCUUCCAAGCACGCCGCGUCCCACUCCGCCUGACGCUCGCUCGCCCUCAGCCACUCGCGUCUCGCCCGGGUCGCCUGCUGGGGCUGACGCUGACGCUGUUGCUUCAACGCCUAGUGCUCCGGAUGCUGUAACGUUUGAUGAUUUAGACUUCGAAACUCCUGCGACGGGCGUCAGCACACCUUCGACAACCGUCAGCACCCCUGCUACAGCCGUCAGCACCCCUGUUGACACCCCGAACGCAACAGCCACCGCCACUCCUGCUGCCACCCCCUCAGCCACUCCUGCACCUGCAGCGGACGGCGUCACCACUCCCUUAGCCUCGCCGCUUCCUGCUGCUCCAUCUUCCACCCCUUCUGCUGCCACUCCCGCCGCCACUCCCGCCGCCACUUCUGCUGCCACCCCCGCCGCCACUCCUGCAAUCCUCUUCGCCACUCCUGCAAUCUUCCUCGCCACUCCAGCACCUGCAGCGGACGGCGUCACUACUCCCUCACCCUCGCCACUUCCUUCCGCUGCCACUCCCACCUCUCCUUCCGCUGCCACUCCCACCUCUCCUUCCGCUGCCACUCCCACCUCCCCUUCCGCUGCCUCUCCCGCCACUCCUGCACCUGCAGCGGACGGCAUCACUACUCCCUUAGCCUUGCCGCUUCCUGCUGCUCCCACUCCCACCCGUCCUACGGCUCCCACUCCCACCCCUCCUGCCGCUCCCACUCGCACCCCUUCUCCUGCUCCCACUCCUCUCCCUCCCUCUGCCGCGCCGUACCUGCGCAAGCUGGUUCGGAAGAGGUUCGGCGACGUGGUGUUCUUGGGUCGGGUGUUUGAGUACGACCGGGAGGAGGGUUGGUACAAGGUUCGGUACGAGGAUGGGGACUUGGAGGAUUUGGAGGAGGGAGAGGUGGUGGCGCUGCUGGUGGGGCAAGAGGAGGAAAAGGCGGCUGCUGCGGAAGUUGAUUCCUGGCCCCAGCAAAAGCGCGAGGCGUUCUUUAGCGAAUCAGGGGAGCCCGUUUUCGUAGAAGGCAUGGCGGGGUUGGAAGAGGGGGAAGGGGCCGCCAAAGGGGCAGAGGGCACCGCGGAAGGGGGAGAAGGAGCGAGAGUGGAAGGAGGGGCGGAGAGAGAACGUGAGGGGAAGGCGGAAGGGCAGGAGCAGGCAGCGGAGGCGGAGCAGCGGAUGGCAGCAGGCGGUGUGGGCACGGCUGCAGCAGCGGACGGAGAAGCGGCUGAGUGUGUAGGUGCAGCGGGCGAUGGUGCUUUACCUGGCACUCCGUCCACCCCUGGUGGGGUAACAACCGCGUCUGGUGGGCUGAUCACACCUGGCUCGCCGGUUGUGACGCCUGAAGCUAAGAGCCCUGCUGCUGCUAGAAGCGCUGCCAAAAGCCCUAUUGAAGGGCUUGUGAAGAGCCCUGCUAAGACCCCUCCUAAGAACAGUGCUAAGAGUCCUGCUGAGUCCCCUGCUAAGAGCCCUGCUAAGAGUCCUGCUAAGUCCCCUGCUAAGAGCGCCGCCAGAACCCCUCGCAUGGGUGUUGCUAGUACGCCUCCUGCUAGGGCUGCCAAACGUGCUGCUAAGAGCCCUGCUAAGACUCCUCCUAUGUCCCCUGCUAAGAGCCCCACCAGAACCCCUCGCAAGAGCCCUGCCACGAGUGCUGCUAAGUCCCCUGUCAAGAACCCUGCUGAGACCCCUCUGAAGAGCUCUGCUAAGAGCCCUGCCAAGAGCCCUGCCAGGACCCCUUCUAAAAGCGCUGCUAAAAGCCCUGCUAGGACCCCUCGUAGGAGCGCUGCUAAGUUCCCUGAACUGAGCCCUGCGAAGAGCCCACGGCUCAGUUCUGACAAGGAGACGCCCAGAAAAAGACAGGCUGGGGCAGCAGCAGAGGGGAGCAGUGCCGCUAAGAGCCCUGCCAAGAGCCCACGGCUCAGUUCUGGCAAGUUGACACCCAGAAAGAGAGAGGCGGAGGCAGCAGCAGAGGGGGGCAGCGCCGCUAAGAGACGCUCCCUUGGGAGACAGUCUGUGGGUAGUAGCAGUGUGGGGCGCAGCACAGGGAAGGGUGGUGCUGCCAAGGCUGUUAGCGGAAGUGCUUAUAAGGGGGAUGCAGGGGCAGGGACUGGCAGGCGGGCGGCAGGAGCAGGGAGGAGAGCAGGGGCGGUGAAAUGGGUGACUCCUGUCAGGCGGGGCGGCAGAGGGGCGGCAGGGGGUGUCGGGGUUAUGGGGCGGGCGGCAGGAGUUGUGGGGCAGGCGGCAACAGGAGUGGGGAAGAGGAAGAGCAAGAGUUUUUCAAGGCGUGUGUCUGAGGGCGUGGGGGUGAAACCAGUGAGGCUCAUGCUGGGGGGGCAGAGGGCACCGGGGGAGGCUAAAGGUGUAGGCCGAACCAGGAGGGCAAGGAAGGAACCAGCUACCGCACCACCACCGCCAGCAAUCCGAGCGACAAGGGCGAGCAGAAGGGCGGCAGGAACGGCAACGGCAGCAGCACAAGUGGCAGUUGUGGAAGUGGAAGACGAGGAAAAGGAGGAGGACGAGGCAGUGGUACUGGUGGGUGAGGUGCAACCAGUGCGGGGAAGGAGGGCCCUGCAAGGAGUGGCAGUGGCAGAUGUGCGAGAAGGGGCAGUGGAAGUGGGAGUGGUGGAAGGAGGGGGGUCUGGUGGGCGUAGUAGUGGAAGGGGAGGAAGCGGAGGAAGAGGAGGACGAGGAGGAAGGGGAGGACGAGGAGGACGAGGAGGACGAGGAGGAAGGGGAGGACGAGGGAGAAUGUCUUUAGAGGGUGUGGCAGUGGUGGGAGAUGUGCGAGAAGGGCAAGUGGAAGUGGGAGUGGGAGUGGGAGUGGAAGCAGUGGGGACUCUUGCGGCUGGUGGUGGGAGGGGCGGAAGAGGACUGAGAGGGCGCGUGAGGAGAGGAGCUGGGAGGGCACGAGGUGCAACAGAAAUAGCUGCUGCUGCAGCGGAAGCAGCAGCACAGAUGGCGGUGGUGGUGGAAGAAGAAGAAGAAGAGGAAAGGGAAGUGGAAGUGAGAGUGGAGGCAGUGGGGUCUCCUGUGCCUGGUGGUGGGAGGGGAGGAAGAGGAAGGAGAGGGCGCGGGGGAAGAGGAGCAGGGAUGAGGGCACGAGGAGCAAAGAAAGCAACUGAGCCAGCUGCAGCAGCAUCUGUGGCGGACGAGGAGGAAGAAGAGGAGGAAGAGGUGCAAGUGUUGGGAGAGGAAGGAGAGGCGGGAGAGGAGGGAGAGGCGAAAGAGGAGGGAGCAGUUGGAAGAGCCGUGGAGGUGGUUCAAGAGGUGGGUAGCUUGGAAGCUGGAGUUUCUGGUGGGCUUGGGCGUGGAAGGGGAAGGGGAGGACGAGGGAGGAGGCUGCGAGGGAGGAGGCUGCAAGGGGGGAGAGGGGCAGGGAUUAGGUCUCGAGGAGCGAAGACUGCAAGUAAGCCAGCAGCAGCGGCAGCAACUGUGGCAGCAGGAGUGACGGCGUUGGAGGAGGAAGAGGAGGAGGCGGAAGAGGUGCAAGUGGUGGGGGAUGAGCGAGCAGUUGAGGCCGGGAAAGAAGGGGAGGGGGUUCAGGAUGUGGGGGAAGUGGAAGCAGGAGUUUCUGGUGGGCGCGGGGGUGGAAGGGGAGGAAGAGGAAGGGGAGGACGAGGGAGAGGAGGACGAGGAGGGAGAGUGGCAGGGGUCAGGGCACGAGGGGCAAAGAAAACAACAGAGCCAGCAGCAGCAGCUGCUGCUGCCGCAGCAGAAGUGGCGGUGGAAGAGGAAGAGGAGGAGGAGGUGCAAGUGGUGGGAGAGGUGGAAGCGGUAGAGGCCGGGAAAGAUGGGGAGGGGGUUCAAGAGCUGGGGGAAGUGGAAGCAGGAGUUUCUGCCAGCACCAAGAGCACUCGAGGCAGGGCGGUGGGAAGGGCAAGGAGAGCCACUGCAGAUCCUGCAGGAAAGGAAUCUGGUGCUCAAAAGGGAGGAGCAGGGAAGGUGGGUGCAGGAAAGGCAGGUGCGGGGGAGAUGGAAGCGCCUGAGGCGGGUGCGAGUUCAAGCGGUGGGAGAGGAGUGCGACAGACAAGACGACAGGGUGCUGCAGCGCCCAGCACGGCAGCACUGGUUUCUCCCACUGCGCGUGCAGCAGGGUCAGCAGCCGUCAGAGCGGCAGCAGCAGCAGCAGCAGCAGCAGCAGGAGCGGCAGCAGCAGCAGCAGCAGCAGCGGCAGCGGCAGCAGCAGCAGGAAGAGUUGAUGAGAAGGAAAAGGAGGUGGAUGAGGAUGAUGGAGUGACACCGGGAAGGAGCGCGGGACGGAGGAAGAGUGAUGUGAUAGCGGCACGCGGAGGAGGGGUGCUGUCGCCAGGCAGGGGUGUGGGAGGAAGGAGGAAGAUUGAUGUGGUAACGGCGCGGGGAGGGGGAAGGGGGAGAGGGGUGCGGUUGAGAGGGCGUGGGCGGGGUCGUGGAGGGAAGGGGAAAACGGUAGUGAGUGUGGAGGAGGAAGAAGCGGAGGAAGGGAAAGAGGAGGAAGGGGAGGAGGGUGGGGGGGUGGAGGAGGUGAGGCUGAUGGGAGAGAUGGUGGACCUUGCAUCAGAAGAGGAGGAGGAUGAGAAUGUGGUUGUUCUUGAAAGCGAGGAGGAAGAGGAAGAGGAGCAAGAGGAAGGGAAGAGAGAGGAGCAGGGAGGGGGGCAGAGAAGGGGUAGGGGCCGAGGUGUGAAAGCGAGCGCGGUUGAGAGCGGUGAAAACCGUCCUGUGCGUCGAGGGAGGGGAGGAAGAGGGGGAGUGAAUCCUGUGAAGAGAGGAGGUAGAGGGGGGGCAGUGGCCAGUCCCGUUCAGAGAGGAGGCAGGGGGAGGGGAGGGGCGAGUCCUGUAAACCGAGGUCGAGGAGGGACAGUAGCAAGUCCUAUGAAGAGAGGAGGUAGAGGGGGGGCAGGGGCAAGUCCUAAGAAAAGAGGAGGCAGGGCGGGUGCAGGGGGGAGUGGGGGGGGUAAAGGGUGGGACUGCAGGGGGGGCAAGUGGAUUGGUCAGGAGGUCGAGUAG